UACCGAGCCAUAAUGGACAUGAGUGACGAAAAUACAAAGGCCAGUUACCUUGACUGGUCCAACGCUUUCAAGCAAGAAUGCAGCUCCGUCUAUGUUUCUAACGGAGAUGCGGCCCUUGCCGCGAGCGAUUACGACAGGGCUAUCAACUUAUACUCUGCGGCGAUUGACCUCAAUUCUGAGAGUGACACCGCAUUCUCCAGCCGCAGCAAGGCCAAGUUGGAGAAAAUGCUAUGGGAAGAUGCGCUUCUCGAUGCGCAAAAGGCCAUCAAACUCAACCCUGUGUCUCAUGUUGGAUACGCAGUGAAGCAUGCGGCACUUCAUGGUGCAUGACGGUACGAUGAAGCGAUCGAGGCCUUCGAAAUGAUGCU
This is a messenger RNA of Suillus paluster, 368 nucleotides long. RefSeq lists its product as uncharacterized. The transcript is spliced from 3 exons. Bases 13 to 330 code for a protein of 105 amino acids. NCBI's taxonomy places the organism in Eukaryota, Fungi, Basidiomycota, Agaricomycetes, Boletales, Suillaceae. The record is from RefSeq and is a predicted model, not a curated record. Gene Ontology annotation, molecular function: Hsp90 protein binding.